UGGCCAGUGCGCAUGCCCCAAGCAAGCCGGGUGUCAUGUGUCAGCCUGCCAGCAGCUGUUCUGGGCUGUGAACUCUCUCAUCGAGAGUAAGACACCAAGAAUAACCCAAGAGGUGUUGCCACAGAUAUGCCACUGAGUCGGUACUGACCAGGUAGUGGGGAAAGACGCUGUUUUCACCCAGGCGUGCCGCGAGCUAACCAAGGCUGACAACAGACCAUCAGCUGCUAUAACGACGCACCUAACGGAUCAGCUGAGAUCCUGACGCGGUUCUAACUUGGUGCCGCUAGGAAGCAGUCGAAAAGCCGGACUGUCUCUCGAGUCUGUUGAGCUAACAAAGCUAAAGGCUAAGAGUCAGCCGGGACAUUCCCCGCUGAAGCGCUUGCUUUUGGAAGCCACAAUGCUCAUAGCAGCCUCCGCUGGGGCAACACGGACAAGCCCCGCCUCCGGAACCAAGAAGCACAGGCGUCGAGGCAAAAAGCACCGCAGAGUCCGCACUGAGGAGUCCCGUUCUGAUGACCUUUGUGACAGACUACAACCCCGGACACAGGAAGACCUCUCAGUCUUACCCUUCACUCCCAAAACAGACGCACCUUUACAAAGUACAAGUAGUGACACCAUAGUUGAAGCUCAAGAAGUAACCCCUCACACUGUGGAUACAUGCUUCCCUCACCUGGACCCCCCAACCCAAAAUUUAACACAUACCCCUUCAGAUCAGUGUUCUACAGAUGUUCUUCACAGCGCCAUCAUCCUCCCUCUUAUCCCCCUGACAGAGACACACCUCAGCCAGCCACUUUCUAUUACACAUCACAAGCCCACCCAAAACCAGCCACUUCCUAUUAUACCUGAGAGUACAGCCCACAGCCAGCCACUUCCUUUGCCAAUGCAGAGUCCCGCCCACAGCAAAUCACAUCCUGUUUCACCUCAUAGCAGGCAUUUAUUUUCCAUCCCCACUGAAAGCCCUUCCCACAGUCCAACACUUUUUGAUCCUGGUCAGAGCCCCACCCACAGCUAUUCACUUCCUGACCCAGAUCAGAAUCCCACCCACAGCCAAUCACAUCCUAUCCAAGGUCAGAAUCCAACCUGCAGCCAUCCGCUUCCUGUCCUGGCUCACAUUCCUUCCCAAAGCAAAUCACUUGCUGUCUCGCCUCAGAGAAGGCAUUUAUUGACUGUCUCAUCUCAGAACCCUGCCCAUAGCCAGUCACUUCCUGUUCCAUCUCGGAGCACCACCAACAGCCUGUUACUUGAUCUCCCGUCUCCUGGCCCCACCCACAGUCAUUCAUUUUCAAUGCCAUCUCAAAACCCUACCUACAGCCCUGCACAUCCUGUCGUAUCUCAGAUAUUUGCCCAGAACCAGUCACCUCCUAUCCCAUCUCAGAGUCACACUCAUAACACUAGCCAAUCACCAUCAAGUGUCAAGAAGGAAAUGUCAUAUGAUUUCAGCACAUGGAGUCAUUUAACAUUUGAAAAUUCUAAAUCUAGUCAUGCAACAGCCAAAACUACCACCCUGUGCACAGCUAAAGCCUCUACUACUCCUCCAGUAAGCUCUUCCCCCCUGAAUCCAUUACUGCCCACCUCUGUGAGCCUCACCACAACUGUCUCCUCCUUCCACCCUUACUCCCCACUGAUCUCUUCCUCUGCCACCUCCCUUCCAAACUUAAACUGUAACCCUUCAAAUUCCAUGAUAUCAUCAGUGCCAACGUGUGUGGUCACACCGUCACCUGCUCCUCUGAGCCCACCACCUGCAGAGUUAACCCUGCCCCCUUCUCAGCUUCUGGGCUCUGAUGAUGAAGAACAGGAAGAUCCAUCAGAUUACUGCAAAGGUGGUUACUACCCAGUCACCAUCGGAGACCUCUUUAACGGGAGGUACCAUGUGGUCCGCAAACUUGGCUGGGGACAUUUCUCUACCGUCUGGCUCUGCUGGGACCUGCAGAAGAAACGCUUUGUUGCAUUGAAAGUGGUGAAGAGCGCACUCCAUUACACAGAGACUGCUCUGGAUGAGAUCAAACUGCUCAGAUGUGUGAGGGACAGUGACCCAUCUGACCCCCACAGGGAGACAAUUGUCCAAUUAAUUGAUGACUUCAAGAUUUCUGGAGUCAAUGGCGUGCAUGUAUGUAUGGUUCUGGAGGUUCUUGGUCAUCAGCUGUUAAAAUGGAUCAUCAAGUCAAACUACAUGGGCCUUCCUCUGGUAUGUGUCAAGAGCAUUAUCAAACAGGUGCUACAGGGUGUGGACUACCUACACACGAAGUGUAAGAUUAUCCACACAGAUAUAAAACCAGAGAACAUCUUGCUGGACGUAGAUGAGGUCUACAUCAGGAGGCUCGCUGCUGAGGCCACUAUCUGGCAGAGAGCUGGAGCCCAGCCCCCUUCUGGCUCAUCAGUCAGCACAGCUCCCAGGGAUUUCCAGGUUGGGAAAAUGUCAAAAAACAAGAAGAAAAAAUUGAAGAGAAAAGCUAAGCGGCAAGAGAAACUGUUAGAGGAGAGACUCGUGGACAUUCAGAAAAUGGAUGAGGAAGAUGACACACACACUAACUGCCAGCCUAUCGUCAACGGCAACACUUCCUGCACUGCAACCAACGACAAAGUGAGCCCAAUUUCUUCUUGUUCUUUGUUGGAGUACAGUUGCAACGGCCACGGCCCCAGGCGAUUUUCCAGCCCCGCGUCCGUCGUCUCGGGGUUCUCCAGCUCAGUGAACUCAGCCACGUCAGAAUCAACACUAUCCACACAGUCAGGUUACUCCGGUGGACAAGACUUGGUUAGCGCGUCAGACUUCAUCCUCAGUCCUCUUGAGCCUCAAAAUGCCAACAAACUGCGAGUGAAGAUUGCUGAUUUGGGAAACGCCUGCUGGGUGCACAAGCAUUUCACUGAGGACAUUCAGACAAGACAGUACCGUGCCCUGGAGGUUCUGAUUGGAGCAGAGUAUGGACCGCCGGCUGACAUCUGGAGCGUUGCCUGCAUGGCGUUUGAGUUGGCCACGGGUGAUUAUUUAUUUGAACCUCAUUCUGGAGAAGUCUACACAAGAGAUGAAGAUCACAUUGCUCACAUCAUUGAGCUGCUGGGCCCCAUCCCUUUGCCAUUCGCCUUGUCUGGGAAAUACUCCAGAGAAUACUUCAACAGACGAGGUGACCUUCGCCACAUCUCCAGCCUGAAGCCGUGGGCUCUCUUCGAGGUCCUCUUGGAGAAAUACGAGUGGCCUCUCGACCAGGCCGCUCAGUUCAGCGACUUUCUGUCCGGCAUGUUAGAGAUGGAGCCGGAACGCAGGGCGACCGCCGCCGAGUGUCUGCAGCACGCUUGGCUUCAGCCAUGAGCGCUUGUGUGUGUGUGUGUGUGUGUGUGUGUGUGUGUGUGUGUGUGUGUGUGUGUGUGUGUGUGUCGUCACGAUGGCGUGAGUAAUGUUGAAAGUGGACUCUUUGCUUUAUGUCACUCAAUGGAAGGGAUACCACAACCGCAAACCAGGGUUAUUAUAGUUUGGGAAUUGUCAUUAUAGUUAAUAAUUUUUUUGGAGUUUUAUUUCAGUUUUAUUUUUUAUUUUUUGAAAAACACUUGUAGUUUAGUUUUGGUUAGUUUUAGUGUUAGUUUUCAUUUAUUUUUUAAAAAUGUGUAUUAUGUGCAAGGAAAAACAAAACUCGAUGUUAAAUAUUGUGUAGUGAAAGUUUAACAAUAUCAAAAAAAAACAUUAUAAAAGCAUACAGUGCAGGUACUGUAUAACAGUCCACAGACUUAAUCACAAUUAAUUGCAGUGCACAAUACCGCUUCUAAAGUUAGAUGGAUCACUAGGAUGCCUUGUUUGCCAGGUUGCCAACUUGUAUGACGUGUGGCUUGAAUUCCUAGUAAGUAUAAAACCCGAUUGUACAGUGUACCAUUUUUUUUUAUACUCUCUGUAUAUUUUUU
This is a messenger RNA of Hippocampus comes (tiger tail seahorse), 3888 nucleotides long. RefSeq names its product SRSF protein kinase 3-like. The transcript is spliced from 17 exons. Lineage: Eukaryota; Metazoa; Chordata; Actinopteri; Syngnathiformes; Syngnathidae. The record is from RefSeq and is a predicted model, not a curated record. Gene Ontology annotation, molecular function: ATP binding; protein serine/threonine kinase activity. The coding region runs from base 398 to 3304 and encodes 968 amino acids. Gene Ontology annotation, biological process: peptidyl-serine phosphorylation; regulation of mRNA processing; spliceosomal complex assembly. Gene Ontology annotation, cellular component: nucleus; cytoplasm.